Messenger RNA from Terrapene triunguis (Three-toed box turtle), 6612 nucleotides. It is a transcript of the gene DYRK2, whose product is annotated as dual specificity tyrosine phosphorylation regulated kinase 2. Gene Ontology annotation, molecular function: protein serine/threonine/tyrosine kinase activity; protein serine/threonine kinase activity; ATP binding. Lineage: Eukaryota; Metazoa; Chordata; Testudines; Emydidae. The transcript is spliced from 3 exons. Gene Ontology annotation, cellular component: nucleus. The record is from RefSeq and is a predicted model, not a curated record. Gene Ontology annotation, biological process: peptidyl-serine phosphorylation; peptidyl-threonine phosphorylation. Bases 322 to 2115 code for a protein of 597 amino acids.
GCUCUGUGUGUGCAGGGGGAGGAGGGUCCUGGCCGGCCGCCUUCCCCCGAUCUCGCUGUGCUCUAUGUGAGGGGAUCGGGGAGCUGAUGUGCCUGGGCAGGGGCGGCGGCGGCGGCGCCGCUGCUGGCGGAGGAGAAGGAGGCUAGCGGGGUUGCGGGCUGUCCGGCGGGCCCGGGCCGGGGGGAUGCAGCGGAGCGUGGGCCGGGGGGGAGCUGAGCGGAGAAGGAAGGCAGCAGCCGCCGCCGCCGCCCGGAGAGGCCGAGGAGGAGCGGAGCGGAGCAGCCGUGACAUGCCUUUCCCUCUGCCACCUCUCCAGCGGCCAUGUUAGCCAGGAAAGCCUCGGCGAGCGCGGCUGCGGGAGCUGCCUACCCGGCGGGCAGGGGAGGGGAAAGUGGCCGCCAACUGCAGUCUUCCCCGAGCAUCGGAGCCGGGGGAUCCCGGACGGGAGCUGGGACCGGCCCGCCAUCACCCAUCGCCUUGCCGCCGCUUAGGUCCAGCAACACCGCCCACACGGUUGGAGGCAAUAAGCACACAAUGAAUGAGCACCUGCACGUUGGUAGCCACGGACAGAUUCAGGUUCAACAGCUGUUUGAAGAUAAUAGUAACAAGAGGACAGUUCUAACAACACAACCAAAUGGGCUUGCAGCAGUAAGCAAAUCUGGAUUGUCAGUGGUGCCGGACAGACAGAUAGACAGUUCUCAUAGACGACAGGGGAGCUCCAGUUCUUUAAAAUCGACAGAUGGAACAGGGAAGGUGAAAGCCUCUUUUAUGACACCAGAGCAAGCAAUGAAGCAAUACAUGCAAAAACUAACAACCUUUGAGCAUCAUGAAAUUUUCAAUUACCCUGAAAUAUACUUUUUGGGUCCAAAUGCAAAGAAGCGGCCAGGUGUGAUUGGAGGUCCAAACAAUUCCGGUUAUGAUGAUGACCAGGGGUCUUACGUGCAAGUACCCCAUGAUCAUAUUGCAUACAGGUAUGAGGUCCUGAAAGUAAUAGGGAAAGGAAGUUUUGGGCAAGUUGUGAAGGCUUAUGAUCACAAGACCCAUCAACAUGUGGCGUUAAAAAUGGUGAGAAAUGAAAAACGUUUCCACCGCCAAGCUGCAGAAGAAAUUAGAAUUCUGGAGCACCUAAGGAAACAGGAUAAGGAUAACAACAUGAAUGUUAUUCACAUGCUGGAAAACUUUACAUUCCGCAGCCAUAUCUGCAUGACAUUUGAGUUGCUGAGCAUGAACCUUUAUGAGCUAAUAAAGAAAAACAAAUUUCAGGGCUUCAGCCUGCCAUUGGUCCGUAAGUUUGCCCACUCUAUUUUACAGUGCUUAGAUGCUUUGCACAAAAAUAGAAUCAUUCACUGUGACCUUAAACCAGAGAACAUUCUGUUGAAGCAACAGGGUAGAAGUGGUAUUAAAGUUAUUGAUUUUGGCUCUAGUUGUUAUGAGCAUCAACGUGUCUAUACUUACAUUCAAUCACGUUUCUACCGUGCUCCGGAAGUGAUCCUGGGUGCUCGUUAUGGGAUGCCUAUCGAUAUGUGGAGCUUGGGCUGCAUUCUAGCAGAGCUUUUAACAGGUUACCCGCUCUUACCUGGAGAAGAUGAAGGGGACCAACUGGCUUGUAUGAUAGAGCUACUGGGCAUGCCCUCCCAAAAACUACUGGAUUCAUCCAAACGAGCCAAAAAUUUUGUGAGCUCUAAAGGUUAUCCCCGUUAUUGUACCAUUACCACGUUGUCUGAUGGUUCUAUAAUACUCAAUGGUGGCCGCUCCCGAAGGGGAAAAUUGCGUGGCCCACCAGAGAGCCGAGAGUGGGGGAACGCGUUAAAGGGAUGUGAUGAUCCCCUCUUCCUUGACUUCUUAAAACAGUGUUUAGAGUGGGAUCCUGCUAUACGUAUGACACCCAGCCAGGCUUUACGGCAUCCCUGGCUUAGGAGACGUUUGCCAAAGCCUCCAACUGGAGAGAAGACAUCGGCAAAACGAAUAACAGAAAGCACUGGUGCUAUAACGUCAAUUUCCAAGUUACCUCCAACAUCAAGCUCGGCUUCAAAACUUAGGACUAAUUUGGCACAGAUGACAGAUGCCAAUGGGAAUAUUCAGCAGAGAACAGUGUUGCCAAAACUUGUUAGCUGAGUUUGAAUAACCCAAUGCUGGUCAUAUGAGAAUUCUACAUUGCUGAGCCUUAUUCGUAAGAAAAAGUAGCUCAGAUUUUUAUUUGCUCAAUAACUUUAUUCAUUUGUAUCUUUUCAGCACUCAUUUUAAAUGUAAGAAAUGUUGAUUUUGUUUUUAUAAAAAUAUGGGGACAAUGCUUUAAGUUUUUAUACUUAUUUUUAAAAGUGUUUGUUUUCUAAAGUACAAUUAGCCUUACUGUAAUUAGUGUGGUACAGUAAUAAACAUCAGUGGCAGGCCACUGGUUACAACACAACUGUCAUGCAUUACAGCUUAGUGUCAAAGGUGUUAACCAUUUUUUUCCGCAUGGUCCAUAUUAGUUUUCCCUUGGGCAGAGGUGAAAGUGGGCCGGUACGGGGUACCGGCCCGUACACAGCUGACAUUAAAGCGCUUUAACAUCACUGUCCAUUUUGCCCCCCCCCCGGGCUGCCAACGGGGGAGCAAAAGGGGCAGCUGCCCCAGGGCCUGGUGAUUUAAAAGGGCCAGGGGCUCCUGGCUUCCGCUACUGCAGCAGUGGCCGGAGCUCCAGGCCCUUUAAAUUGCCACUGGAGCCCCGGGUGGUGUGGGCCAGGCAGUGUGGAAGGGCUGGCUGUGGGAGGCUGACCCCUCCAGUCCCGCCCCUUCCACCUGAGGCCCCGCCCCUUCUGGGGGCCCAGAGCCAGGCCCCUGUACUGGUAAAUCUUUUAUCUUACUUUCACCCCUGCCCUUGGGUUAGAUUUGCAAUACUCUUCCUUCUCUGAAUUCAUUUACAGAUAUAGGUCCUGAUCCUACAAACACUUACACAAGUGCUUAAUUUGAUGCCGGUGGGUCUAGUCACAUGAGUACAGUCAAGCACCUGUGGAAGUGUUUGCAGAAUUGGGGCCAUAGCAUGUUUUCAUUUUCCAUAUAGAAGCUUGGAAAAAAUGAUAUUUUGUAACAAUGAUAUAGCUACAUCCUAUAGAUUUUUUGAAAAGGAAAAACAACAUUAAUGAUUAAAACAAAUGCUCAAAUGUAAGUCAAAAAAAAGAAAAAGAAGAAGCCGUGUCCAGCACUAAAAUUGACAUUCAUACUAUGUAUAAAAGAGAGAGAUGAGCAGACAGUGGGAGGAUAAAUGAAGGUGGGAAUACGUGUGUUCCUCUAAAACUUAACAUGACAGAUGAGCUACUUUCUAUAGAUGAAGUUAUAUAAAGCAAAAUAUUUUGCACAUAAUUUUAGGUGUACAACCUAUAUUCAUGUUUGGUUUCCUUUUUUUCUCAUGUUUUCUUCUCUCACUGCUUAAGUGCAGCUAGGCCUCCCUAUAUCACACAUUCAGAGUUAUUUCCUCUGUCAUUUUCAUACUGUAUCUUCCAGACUGUUAAUGCAACACAAAUUUCACAGAUUUUUUUUUCCAGAUAAUCUGUCUGAUGGAUUAUGAAUUCUUUGGCACAUUUUAACUUCAGAGCAAAUCAGUGUACAAUGGCAAAUGUUGUUUUGCUCCUUCAAGAUAACUAUUCAUUUUUAGAAAACAAGACACCAGACAAGAAAACCACUAACCUGAAGAUUGUUAAUUCUGAGCAUCUGCAAGUGUUAAUUGUUUCCUCAAUGGAAUGAUUGGAAGACAUAAACUUAAUCAGUGAAAUAAACGGAUGCACUUCAUCUCUAAGGGAAAAAACAUUAAGGAAAAGAUAAGUGGUUUGAAUUAAUCUUUAGCAUGGUAGCUGAAGAGAACUUUGAAGGAACAGUAGAAAUUUAAGUAGAUUUGUGUGUGUGUGUUUUUUUGUUUUGUUUUGUUUUUAAAACUGCACUCAGAGAAGGAAGAUGGUCUUUUUCAAUGAGUGAUUGCUAGAGUUAGGAUGAGAAUGGUGACACAUGUAAUAUGUUUUCACUAGUAACAGUUUGUAAAAUCAGUAUUAUGUAACAAGCAAUGACCGUGAUCUACCUUGGAUGUAUAAAGUACAUGAAAAGGAAAUUUUGAAGAAAGAACAUAAUCUAGAAGGAUUUGCGGAUGUCAGAACGAGAAGUUUGGGUGGGUUGCAUAAAACGUCAAUAACUUUAUUAUAAACAAUGUUUAUAUGCACCGAUUGCAUUAAAUUACUUGUAAAAGUUAUUAAAAAUACUUAAAGCAUGGUCCCCAGAGAGGCCAAGAAAGUUUCCGGUUAAGUUCUCAUUCAUAUUCAUUCAGAUUUUUCAUUUAAAAAUAAAGCAACGUAAGUUUUAUUUAACUUAAGAUUCUGGGGGCGAGGUAUGGAGAAGAAAUGACACUAUUCUCAGGAAACAUAUAAUACAACUAUUUGCCAAAAAGUCAGUACACAAAGAAAUCCUGAAAAUUAAUUUCUGAUAAAGGAUGGUGUUUAUUGAUGAUUGAUAACUUUAAACAUUUGAACACUGAUAAACUAAUUUUUCUUACUAUAUUUUUAAAAUGAUAGUUUCCUGCCUCUUGUCAAAUUUUAAAUUAUUUAGAAAGUGUUAAAUGUAAACAAUUUUAUACAAUAUGUGGAAGUGCAAUAUAUAAACAUGUAUGGAAUCAUAUUCAAAAAUGAAAUAUAAUACAAAUAGGUAACAGUGGCUUCUGGAAUCUAAAUAUCUGGUGAUUGACAAUUGGUAAUUUCUAGGUCUGGAAAAACAUUUAUUUACAUGUAAAAUAAACCAGUUAAGCUCCUACCCCCCAGCUGUUUAGGAAAUCAGCAAGGGAUAAAACAGGAAUUCCAUUAUGUUAGAAAAAAUUAUUUCCCCCCAUAUAUUUUUUAAAUUAAACAUUGGAACCUGUACUUGCCUUUAAUGUAAAUUUAAGGUGAAAAUAUACAUAAUGUUCAUGUUUCAUUAGUAGACUAAAACCACUACAUUUUAUUUUUCAUGUAACUGGUUUUUUAAAUGCCAAUAAUGCAUUUGUGAUUGACAUUAUUCAUAAAUGCUACCGGAAACUUUUAAGCCAAAAUAUAGUGUGCGGAGCUAUUUUUAACCCAAAUACAGUAAACUUCCUCUACAUUUAAAAGAGCAGCUAUAUUAUGGAUUUUAGUGAUAUAGCUCUUGUUAUUGUAGCUUAUUUAUAAACGUAAAAAGGAGGGGGGGGAGAAACUGAUAUUGCCUCUUGCUUUGAUGUGAUUUAAUGAGAAGGGCUCUGAUAAUUAGGCUGAUAGAAGUGGCUUGGAAACAGUGCUUAGUCUCACAUGUUACCAUUGUCUAGAGAUGUCUGAGCUAUUUUCAGAUUUAGUAAUAGCACAGUGUUGUCUUGUCUUUGGUUGCAGUCUCAUUUGGCUCAGUUUCAUGCACCACUGGAGUGUUCAUUACCACUUAAGUGUAUUGGAACAACAGAGUGAUGCAAGAUGUGUAGAUUAACAACACAGGAUAAAUUGUGCUCUUGGUGUUAACAAUGUGCCUUUUGUUAUAAAUGCCAUGUUGUAGGGCAGACAUCUUGGCCUCUUUAACCCUUUGAAUACUAGAUAAUAAGGAUGAAAUCUAUUUUUAAAUGCUAUAUCUAUCUUAAAACAUCCUGUUCGUUUUCAAGGCCUUAAUAGAAAACAUAAGGCAAUCACACUAUGUUGGAUAAAACAUUCUGUUAUUGUAGUAACUUCUAUGUUGCUUAAGGGGUUAAAGAUGGCACUUCAUGGUUAGUUGUAUCUUAACAUCAGACUGGUUGUUUUAAUGUGUUUUUGUUAUGAUAACACUAGCAGAAAUCAACUGUAUUUGUAAAAAUUUACCUCAAACUGUUUAAUUUUAUAGUGUGAUUUAAUCCCAGGGCAUUUGGUAUGAACCAAAGUGCAUUCCUUUUAUAUGUGCCUGGCUCUAAUAAAGAUGGCCAGGGAUUUUUACAAUUUGGGUGCAAGGCACUUAAGCCACUUUUAACUUGGUGGGUGGUUUGGAGCGAUAAAGGACUCCAUAAGAAUGUUAAAACACUUUAGACAUAAGUAGCAUUGGGCUAUAUUUGAAUCUUUAGGAACGUGUGUGCAUUAUUUGAUACUCUUCAUUUUUGUAACACUUUUUUUUCCCCAUCAAGAAUAUUUCUGGCAAGUAGGAGACUUUUUUUUUUUUUUUUAAAUUCUUGCUGUCGGUAAAGAUUUUAAUAUUGCCCAACCUGAUGCUGCGGUAGCAUUUAAAUAAAAAAAAAGCAUUUGUGAAUUAUUGUUUGUAGGGGCUUGUACAUCUCUGCUACAAAUUGUAAUUACUCGGCUCAACUGCUACAAUUACGUCUAAGCAGUAGCUUGGGUUUGUAUUGAGCAACGACUUAGACACGUGACUGUAAUAUGCUGCAACUGUGUGUACUGAAAACGUGAAAAAUGAUUGAAUGUGGACUGUAUAUAUGUUUGUAUAAUUUUCUGUGAGAUGCUGCUGUCGCCACUUAACAUUAAAUAUGUUGUAGUGGAUUUUAAUCCUAGUGGCCAGUUUUAUGAUACUGUAUGUAUUGUACAGCUGAUGACAGGAGUAAGAUUGUUUUAGUGCAUAUUUGUUACAGUUUAUUGUUGUGGCCAGAGAUCAUUUCAGAAUAAAACUUUAUGUCCUACUUUU